GUCACUAAAACAUAACCUUGAGGAAUUUCCGGCACUGUCCAACUUUCUGGUUAUUGAGGAACUUUUCUGUAGUUGCGUGCCUAAACAGGAAGGAAUUGAAUAAAGAACGUCAGAAAGUGACGUAUGGAGUUAGGCAAAAAGGAAUAUUAUGUGAUAAUUUGAUUGGUUCCCCACACAAUUGAUGAAGGCGUGUCAACCAUAGAUUAGAGUAUAUAAGUCCCGCUUGAAGCACGGGGUCCAUGCAAAGCCACACUUGAGUCCAAGAUGAUGUCAAAAGUCUCCUUUCUGGUUUUUACUCUGCUUGUUCUAUCUCAAGCUGAAGAUGUAUCCCGCAAGUCUCCGUCCGCCUGCCACUGCAGUCCAGUUAUAAAUGUUUCUGUGGACGGCAAAGGUCAGUGCGACUUACGCGAAGGAAACAACCAGCUGUUACAGGAGGUGGACGAUUUGAAGAAAGAACUCGCCGCGGUAAAGGAUCAGGUUCAACAAGCUUCAACAGGUUUGCCCCAAAGUACUCAAAGUGCAUACGACCUUUAUUUCACGAAAAGUGGUACAAGUGACUAUGUUAUCCACCAUGGCCUCCAAAUAACCGAUGCUUUUACUGUGUGCUACCGAAUGCGAACAGCAGAGAAGACAGUUUAUGAUGGUGCGGUCCUGAGUUACAGCGCAAACCACGUCUUCAAUGAAAUCCUGAUCAAAGAUGCGGAUUCACUUGAAUUAUGGAUCAAUGACGAGCUGUUAGAAACUGGAGUCACCACCCUGAAUGAUGGCUUCUGGCAUCUGAUGUGCGUUUCGUGGGAAAACAAAGCUGGAUCUUGGAAGAUUUACAAAGACGGCGUCUCCGAAGCCAGUGGGAGUGGAUUGCAGACUGGACACGUAAUCAAGACAAACGGAAUCCUCACCAUCGGACAGGACCAAGAUUCCCAUGGAGGAGACUUUGACGCAACCCAAGGCUUCCUUGGAGAGCUCACUGAUCUGAACAUGUGGAACAGGGUCCUAAAUGCAACUGAAAUAUCGAAACUGUCCAAGUCAUGUCACGGGGCGGAGGGUAACGUCAAGAAAUGGUCUGAUUUUAAAGUUGGUAUAAGAGGUGAUGUAAGAGUUAUUUCUCCAUCGGCUUGCGAGAUAUGAAAUAUCGCUUCUUUUUAGGAUCUUUUUGCCUUUACAAGGUUAAGUAAAGUUCGCUCGUAAGCUUGAAUAAACAAAAAAUGUUGUUUGUAGAUGAUAGGAU
Messenger RNA from Orbicella faveolata, 1228 nucleotides. Its product is annotated as neuronal pentraxin receptor-like. The record is from RefSeq and is a predicted model, not a curated record. Lineage: Eukaryota; Metazoa; Cnidaria; Anthozoa; Scleractinia; Merulinidae.